CUUUCUCACAUUGAAUGUUUAUUGACGAUUCAUGUCUCGGUUGAUCAAUGUAAUGAUCAUUAUAAUUAUAUAUAAUCAUGUGUUGAUCAGUAAACUUAUUGCAAAAAUGGACAACAUUAUUAUUAGAACUUGGCGAUAAGUUUAAUAUAGUUGCGUGAAGAAAUUGAGAUACAUAGUUGUAUUUUCGUAUAAAAUAUUUGAUCAAACUUAUUAUUGAUCACUUAUUACAUCGUAAUCAAAAGAUUUCUUCAAAAUUCAUCCUCGAAUACAUGAAAAUUUGUCACAAGAAUUAAUCACGCAUGCGUAUCAUGUUUGAAUGCGUUCAAAUCUAAACUGUCGUGCAAAGCGUGCAAACGACUGCAAAGUUAUAACAGUCUUUCGACUUUCUCUUUGAUUAUACGGAUUGGCAAGUGGGAAAUUAUUACAGCUGCAAAAUGGAUUUGGAUCUCGAACAUGUGCACAAUAUUUUAACUGAAUCAAAUCUUCCAUCAAGUAUGAAUGAUUUAAAAAAUCCAACAGAGGAAUUUGUUGUCAAUCUGAUUCAUACCUUCCUAAAAAGAUUUCACGUCGACAUUAACAUGAUUGAUAGACCAACAAUGGAACAGCACGAAAUAAUGUUGUACUCUGAAGAUUCAGAUAUAAUUAAUCUGAUAAAUUUACACACAGUUAUGGUUCAACUAUGUAAUCGAAUAUUCUUGAAAGAUCUGUGCAUUACUGAUAUCACCAGUCCAGGUACGAAGAAAAUACGCAAACAGGCGAAAUUGUUAGCAAAUUUUAUACUAUACGUAAAUAGUAAAGAAUCGGAAAUUGGACAUCGGCUUGAUGAACUUAAGAACAGAGUAAAAAUGCUGGAUGAAAUCCUGGAUAAGAAAGAAAAAAUAUUAGAAACUAAAAAUGAAAAAGCAUUGCACGUGGCAAAGCAAUUGUCAGUGAAAGAAACGUUGAUCGCUGAGAUUCAAAAAGUAAGAAAUACAAUUGAAAAGAAUAGCAAGGAAGAUGAAUCGUUAAUUGUACAGAUCUCGGAUGCAGCAAAGAAGAAGCAAGAAGUAAUGGAACGUUCUGGAACUUACAAGACACAGAUUGCAGAAUUAACUAAAUCGAUAGUAGAAUUGAAAUCACAAAUUAUUACAUCUCCUGAAGAGUAUGAAAAACGGUUGUUCGAAUUGGAGGAACAGCAAAGUACCAAGAUGAAAGAACGUGAAACGAUGGUAGAAGCAUUGCACGAUAAGCUGCAGUUGAUUGAACAACAAAAGAAUAAAUUGAAUUUUAUUCACGAAAAAUUGGAGAAGCUGUCUGAAGUUCGAGACAUAUACGAUCAAUUAAAGAUGCUAAGUGUCCAAGAAGAUGGAGUUAAGAAACAAGUUGAUGUUCUUAAGAAGGAUAUUAUAGAUUUUCAGAAAAAAUUAGAAACUCAAGCUCAGCGCAAAGAAUACGACAUAGACGAAGUUUACGCGCAGUGCGAGAAAAUUCUAUCUCCUUUGCGCGUUUCGCGUGAUCAGUUAUUGAGCGAUAAGAAAUUAAACGAAGAACGGUUGAAGACAGUUCAAAUGGAACAAGAUGAAGAUUGUUCAAAAUUGAAUAGAAUGAAAAGCGCAGUAAAGGAAUUGGAAGGAGAGACUGCAGUGUUGUUAAAGAAUUAUCAAGAAUUGUAUGACAAUGAGAUCUCAACUGAAAAAACUUUGCGUGAUCAGUUAACAAAGGAAUAGAAGACGCGAAAUGUUGAAGGGUAUAUGUGUGUAACAUACGUGAGGUAACAUUUUUUAAAUCAUCG
Ceratina calcarata is the source of this 1771-nucleotide messenger RNA. RefSeq names its product autophagy-related protein 23. Gene Ontology annotation, cellular component: Ndc80 complex; kinetochore. The transcript is spliced from 8 exons. Lineage: Eukaryota; Metazoa; Arthropoda; Insecta; Hymenoptera; Apidae. The record is from RefSeq and is a predicted model, not a curated record. The coding region runs from base 435 to 1706 and encodes 423 amino acids.